Panicum hallii is the source of this 1364-nucleotide messenger RNA. Its product is annotated as glycine-rich RNA-binding protein 7-like. The record is from RefSeq and is a predicted model, not a curated record. Gene Ontology annotation, molecular function: RNA binding. Lineage: Eukaryota; Viridiplantae; Streptophyta; Magnoliopsida; Poales; Poaceae. The transcript has 5 exons. Bases 171 to 1109 code for a protein of 312 amino acids.
GGAUGUUGGCCACGGCGUUUGUUUCUUUCUCCCGUUCACCUCUUUUUACCCCUCUCCCCCUUUGUGGCCUUCCUUUCCUGGCGGCGACGACUGUGCGAGCAGCGGCGCGCAUCGCCCGUCUUCGCUGGGCCCUUCGCCGUUGACGAGCACCCACCAGGGUAAUUUGGGAGAUGGCGUUCCUGCAGAAAGUUGGCAAUCUGGUCAAGCGGUCCACGGGUGCCAGCUCGCCGCUCUACCAGGCGGUUCGAUGCAUGUCCUCCUCCAAGCUCUUCAUAGGAGGAAUCUCGUAUGGCACAGAUGAGCACAGCCUCAGGGAUGCUUUUGCAAGCUAUGGCCAAGUCAUUGAAGCUAGGAUAAUCAUGGACCGGGAAACUGGAAGAUCAAGGGGGUUUGGUUUUGUGACAUACACAUCCACGGAGGAGGCAGCCGCUGCCAUUACUGGCAUGGAUGGGAAGGAUUUGCAGGGUCGGAUAGUGAGGGUGAGUUAUGCUCAUGAUCGUGGUAGCCGUCCUGGUGGAGGCGGCUAUGGCGGUGGUGGAUAUGGUGGAGGCGGCUAUGGUGGUGGUGGAUAUGGUGACGGCAGCUAUGGUGGCAGUGGAGGAUACAGUGGCGGUGGAUAUGGAAGAGGUGGUGGUGGAGGCUAUAGCGGAGGUGGUGGGUAUGGUGGAGGUUCAUAUGGUGGUAGCGGAGGCUACGGUGGCGGCGGAUAUAACAACGAUGGUAAUGCUGGCACAGGGUACAACACUAGUGGAAGCUAUGGUGUUUCUCAAGGUGGGCAAGGUGGGUAUGGUGUUGAUGCUGGUUACACUGGUGGCACUGGUGGAUAUAAUGCUACUCCUGGCAAUUACGGUGGCGAUAGCUUCAAUCAAGGGGGUGGCACACCUAGUGCAUAUGGAGGUGGGAACUAUGGGGCAAGCAACGACAGCUAUGCAGACAACGCCUCCAACAAUGCGGCUGUUGGCAAACUGGAUGACUUGUUAAGUGAUCUCAAAGUUGACGGUGCUGGCGAGGCUGAGGGAGAGGUCGAGGCUUCGGAAGGCCAAGAUGACUUCACCCAGGAUGAUUUGAAGGACGAAGAUGAGCCUGACAAGGCCAACAAAAGUAGUUAAACUGGGCCCCACGCAUGAGGUGAAGAUGAUCUCCAGGGUAAAUAAAUGCAGUGCAGAGGCUAUCUCCUCCAUGCAACCGAACUCUAGAGUUUCGUGUCAUAGCUAUGCUCCACUCGUUGCUUGCUUGCGCUGUGUAUGCUGGACUACGGGACUAUGCGUUUUGAUGUGUCAUGAACGCUUGCACUUGCUUCCGACUGUGUGGACAUUGCACUUGUGCUGUCGUGUUGUGGCUGCAAUAUAUUAAAUUUCCUGUUC